Messenger RNA from Nezara viridula (southern green stink bug), 408 nucleotides. The record is from the annotation of a GenBank genome assembly. NCBI's taxonomy places the organism in Eukaryota, Metazoa, Arthropoda, Insecta, Hemiptera, Pentatomidae.
AUGACCACGCUGAUGUGGCAAGACUACAUAGAGAGACUAAAACAACCUAUAGUCAGGAACAAGAAUGAGAUGAGAGUUAAAGUCAAAGACAGAGAUCAGUGGGCGAGGUGGACUGAGGAUGUAGCAAAGUUACAGAAUCAACCCAGCAAAAAGAUUCUACUUCGGCUGCUAGAGCGAGGGCCUUUCCUAUUUCCUGGUGGAAGAGACGUCGAAGAUAGUGUCACAGUGCAACGAAACCGGACAGGUAGCCGAUGGGUUGGCUGGAGAAACGAAUCCCAGCAAGGUGAAUACCUGGAGAUUCUCUUUCAGUUCGACGACAUUAGGAAGUUCACUGCAAUGCACCUCUAUACCAAUCACUUUGUCGGGAUGGAAGUUGAGGUGAGAAAAUCUUUAGCAAUUUUAUUUUAA